This is a messenger RNA of Sarcophilus harrisii (Tasmanian devil), 1578 nucleotides long. RefSeq lists its product as uncharacterized. The transcript has 3 exons. Bases 594 to 1268 code for a protein of 224 amino acids. The record is from RefSeq and is a predicted model, not a curated record. Lineage: Eukaryota; Metazoa; Chordata; Mammalia; Dasyuromorphia; Dasyuridae.
UUCCCGGUUAUGUAACUACAGCUGAGGUUGCGGAUGCAGUAGGGAGGGAACCGGGCCCCGACAGAUGCGGGAGGGGGCGGAGCCAACGUGGGAGCGGGGGGGCGAGGGGGAGGGUCUUUCAGCUAUCUCUGGAAGAUCUAAAUCCCUCCGCUUUAAAAAUUCUACCCGAGUCCGACGGACUGUUUCAAUCAUUCUCUUCCUUCUUUGCCAUCUCCUUAAGACCCGGGGAGGGUUCCCAUCCAAUUCCAUAAACAUUUAUUGGAUAAAAAGCGAACAUUAUCUACCCUCAAGGAACUUGUGUUCUCUAGGGGUUGGAGUGGGUGCGGGAGGGCUAUCCCUAGCAUCCGAAAACUCGAUCUCUUCCAUCAGCCCCGGGACUGUGACUCCCCACCCGGUUCCGGUCUAAGGUUGCCCCCCACCCACCCACCCGCUCAAUGGGGUCACAAUAGGAUCAGAGUCGCCUCCCAGGAGCUGGGGCUGGCCUGGAAAAGAGGGGCCUGGGCAGUUCCAAAAGCAGGGCCCCCAACCCCAGCUCCUCCAUUCCAUCUGGGGCUGGCUGAGUCCCGGGCCCCGCGGGGUCAUCCACGGCGGGAAUGAACAGGAAAAAGAUAAAUUGGGACCAGCCGCUGAGGUCUGGCAACAUUGAUAACUCCCGCCGUCCUCCGCCUUCGAGUGUGUCCCAGAAUUUGCAGGAGUCCUCGGGCUGCGUGAGGAAUCCCCCACGCCCGCGGUGCAGAGGCAGGAGGAGGAAUAUUCGGUGCCAAAAAUGGAUUGAGGAAUGUGCGAAGGCGUGCAUUACCGGCGAAGACAGGAACCGAGACAAGAACCGGGACCAAGAUGGGGAUAGGGAUCUGGACGACGACGAGGACGGGGACGAGGACGGGGACGGGGACGGAGACGAGAUUGGGGAUGGGGAUGGGGAUGGGGACGGAGAUGGAGAUGGGGACGGGGAGGGGGACAGCUCCACGUGGCAGAUUCAGAGCUCGAGCCAACCCAGCCAAUGCUGUACCGGCAGCAGCUACCUUUCCUCCGAAACCCGUCGGACGGGGCACCCCGAGGCCUUCAGCUUUCACUGGCCUCAUCCUCUGGAGCUGGCCCUGGACUUGUCCGCCGGCCUGGCCCUGCUGUCCUUGCUGGGAGAAGGGGGCUCAGAAAUGAUGCUGCCGCCCUUGUUCCUCUUUAUCCUUUACCUGUUGCUCACUAUGCCCUUGGCGAUGGUGCUCGGCUGCAAGAAACGAACUCGAAGGCUGACUUGGAGGGAGGGUUAAUCCAGAGCCCUGAGUCUAGUACACGCUCAGCCCCGAACGCAGGGAGCUCUCCUCCGAAAACAGAUCAAAUCACCAAAUAUUGAAGUCCAUAUCUGGAAUACAGAGCCCCGAUCAGAAGACAGAUCCGAUCUCCCUAAUCCCUGCCUGACCUCCAACAAGAAUCUUGGAUUGGAAAGCAAACACGGGAGUCCAAAAUAUAGCCCGAGUACAAUGGAUCCCAGACCCAAACAGGACUCAGACUGGAAUACACCUGGUAAAAGCAAUAAAGGGGCCCUGACCCAGCUGCCUCUCAGUAUUUUGUCCUGCUGGA